Messenger RNA from Papilio machaon (common yellow swallowtail), 597 nucleotides. RefSeq lists its product as uncharacterized. The transcript has 4 exons. NCBI's taxonomy places the organism in Eukaryota, Metazoa, Arthropoda, Insecta, Lepidoptera, Papilionidae. The coding region runs from base 80 to 496 and encodes 138 amino acids. The record is from RefSeq and is a predicted model, not a curated record.
CGUAACAGAUAGAUAACGACCUAAUUCAUAAAGUACUUUUUUUAUAUUGUAAUAUAGUUGAAAUCAUUUGAGAGCAAACAUGUCGUGGUUUGCGGGUAAAAAGUAUAAACGAGUGAAAUGUGAAAAUAUAUUUGAAUUGAUAAAAUCACCAAAUGCAAACGAACAAAUUAUUCGUUUACUAACGGACAGUCCACCGGUUAUUGCCUUUAAUAAGACCGGAGAAACGAAUUUGACGCUAUCAAUACUGACAGACGAAAAAAACUUUCAUUUCAAUUUUAUUAUUGGACAAGAACACGAAAUGGAAAAGAGAGAUGGAAGUAAGAUAAAAUAUAUAUACGAAAUAAUAGGCGAUAACGUUUUAAAACAAACACUUAAAAUGCCCGAUGGAAAGACUGCUUAUUUCACGAGAGAGUUUACAGAGACUGAUUCAAAAAUGGAAGUUAAAUUCGCAGGUUCAGAAACAAUCGCUACAAUAUAUUACCAAGUGGUCGACUGAGAGCCCUCCCAUGUGAUCAUGCAUCAGUAUUCAUACGCGGAAAUGGUUAAUUUGGAAUAGAUAUUAAAAUUAAUUUAUUGUAUAAAUAUUAUUAUAAGGGU